UUCUUUUUUUUUGGUUUCUUCUCGGGCUGCUGCACAGCUGCUGCUUCUUUAAGAGCCACCGCCCGCCCCCUCUCCUGUAUUUUUAGCUGAGCCAGCCACUUCAUUUGCUGGAUAAGACAGACAGUUGUGUACCGUAUGAUCUCACUUAAUCGUUUUAAUAAAUGACAUCAAAUCGUAUACUGCGGAUUCGCCGUGGGCCUGCAGCCAGCUGUUCCCUGGAAAUCUGCUCCAGGGCAGACAUUUGUCCCGCCGCUGUCGGAUGCUGAGACGCGCAGUGAGCCUGUGGAUGCCUGAUGUCCAUUAUGAAACGCUGCGCUGGGUACCAAAUAUGAGGCGCAGCGCUGGUGAGAUCAAAUGAAUUAGAAGAAAUCAAUUUAGCUGCAAAAUCUCGCUGCGCUGCGGACGGUUCAAGGUGGUCCGAGCAUCUUUUCUCCUCAGCCCUCCGCUUCCUCUUCUCUUGGACUGUGGAUAACAAAAAGCCUUCAAGACGGAGGGGGUGGUGGAGCAUCGAGGAAAAAAUAGGGGCAAUAUGAGAGAGCGGGACUUCAUGCCCAAUAUGGAGAGGGGCAAACCUGCUACUUAUACAGGGGACAAAAAGGCUAAGAUGGCUGCUAAGACUAACAAGAAGUGGGUGAGACUAGCCACUGUUUUUGCAUAUGUGUUGUCCGUGUCCUUAGCAGCCAUUAUUCUGGCAAUUUACUACAGCCUGAUCUGGAAACCGACCAGCGCAUCCUCCUCUGCCGGGAAGCAAGGGGCGACUGAGGAGGGCAACCCCGCCGCAAACAUCUCAACUAAUAUUUCCACGAGCAACAAUGUCUCGGAGUGGAACUCUACCACACAGACACGGCUGCUGUCUCUCAACCAGAGCAGGCUGGGCUCAACCCCGCACAGUCAGGCGUUUCAGUGGGACGACAGAGCCGAGAGGGUGGCCGCCGAAAUUGCGCACACGCCGCCGCAGCAGCAGCAGCAGCAGCGGGAGGAGCAGGACGGACUCUACGCGUCUUCCCACGGUCACACAAGCGCGGAGAGAUCGAGCACUUUGGGGACGUCUCGCCCGCAUGUGAGCCGCUACAUCCCCAGCACCGGGAAGUCUGUCACUGCCGAGGACCAGGAGGAGGAAGAGGAGGAGGAGGAGAGGGAGGCGCACCGGCGAGCAGCGACCGACGACCCCGGGCAGGAGGCUGCAGGUGCGGCCACGUUGCCUCCGACCUAAGCAGACGAGCUUUAGAGGAUCGGGCCUCAUCCCCCUCAUCACCACUCACCCUCUCACAUCUGAACUGACCCCUCAAAUAGGAGUGUUUGACAUACUCAGUGCCGCAGGUCGGAUAAUACACAGGUUCUUAAAACUGCAGAGCCCCACAUGGAUGCUGAACUGCACAUACUGAACUGAUUAUCUCGCUUUUUUGGCUGAGAAAAGAGGAGAGCUCUUUUCGUCUGUGAACAGUUUCCCCCUUAACUAUGCGUUUUUUUUCUCUUUCAUUUUUGUUCUAGGCCAUCUGUAUGCCUUAAAUCAGUGUGUGUCUACUUUACCUCGGACAGCUCUUGAGGCCACUAACCUGCCUGUACGUGUGGACAACACCGAUAUAGAUAUUUUGUUAAAUUGAUAGGACACAGGCUCGAGAGAUACUUUUGGUCUUGCAGGAUGUGUCUCACAGGCAUAACAGCGCUUAACAUCACUGCCAUUCAUCGGAGGGUUUUAAUCAAUACUGCAUUAUUGCAUUUUAACAUAUAGGCUGUAUUUUUUUUCCAUGGCUCAAACCCUGGAUUCCGACUAGAAGGACCUGCAUUAUUGAGUUAUGCUCAGGUAUGUGCAUAUAACCAUGUAAAUGUAUUGUGUAUUUGGUUAUGUACAUAUUGGGCAGGCAUACAUCUUUUGGCCUUGAUUAACUUUUAGUGUAAUUAGAUGAUUUUUAUUAAAGGUACAGUACGUAUAAUAGGUAUAACUAUAUCACAAGGUACAAAUAAACACUUUUAGACAAUGA
This is a messenger RNA of Amphiprion ocellaris (clown anemonefish), 1982 nucleotides long. RefSeq lists its product as uncharacterized. Bases 530 to 1213 code for a protein of 227 amino acids. Lineage: Eukaryota; Metazoa; Chordata; Actinopteri; Pomacentridae. The record is from RefSeq and is a predicted model, not a curated record. The transcript has a single exon.